Messenger RNA from Toxorhynchites rutilus septentrionalis, 11534 nucleotides. RefSeq names its product voltage-dependent calcium channel subunit alpha-2/delta-4 (gene stol). Gene Ontology annotation, cellular component: voltage-gated calcium channel complex. NCBI's taxonomy places the organism in Eukaryota, Metazoa, Arthropoda, Insecta, Diptera, Culicidae. The record is from RefSeq and is a predicted model, not a curated record. Bases 1713 to 5492 code for a protein of 1259 amino acids. The transcript is spliced from 20 exons. Gene Ontology annotation, molecular function: voltage-gated calcium channel activity.
GUAUUUCCAGCAUUCUCGUAUCGCGUUACCACACUCUACUACAGAGAGUCCUAUCGUCGGAGCCACCAGAAAGUGGAGUUGGAGGCGGAAAAAAGGCGAACACUGUUUCGAAGCGCGAUGUACGGGAAGGUUAAAUAAUAGAAUUUUCCGCUAACGGAGCUGCAUACUAUCGGGAUAGCGUUUUUUUCCCUCCUUGCCAACUGGAAACAGGAGAAAGCCUUACAGAAACUUAAGACAUAUUGAAAUUAAGAAUAUAGUCAUUUGCUUUUUCGGUUUUGGCGGAUGUGAUUUCUCUUCAAUUUGUGCACAUUCUGUGGAUUUUCGUUCCGAUGAAGGGUGAAAAUAUCUGGUGAAACUUAGCAAAAUUUUCAGGCGUCAGAAGAGAAAGAAAGCGUCGGAGCAUUGGCGAGAAAACGACGAAAUCGCAGGAUAUGUAUGAAAUAUGAAGUGAGCAAUUCCAGGCAAUCGAGUAUGUGCAGUUUUGGCCUUGAAGUGUGACCUAUUCCUGAGUGAUUGGACGUUUUGAAUUACGUGCAUGUGUGAAAUGGAAUUUAGAAGCAAGAAGACACACACUCCGGAGUGACAGAUUUUGCCGAAUUAGCGAAUCAGAAGAUAUUAUAGAAAAAGUUGGUAUUCGCUUGAAGAAUUGCAACCCGAGAUUGGUUUUUCACUUGGUUCUCGUUUUUUUGUGCAGCGGGUGCUUUGAAAGUGCGGUUCUUCAUGUUGGUGAUGGACUAUACUUCAAAUAUGUUAGAUAGCGAAGCGUCGAUAAAGAAUUGUACGAUAUAAGCCACCGUCCUGUCACGGCACAUUGCAUUCGUUUUUCGGCACUGAUGGUCUCUUUGGAUUGCGCUGCUUUAGCUGAAAUUACUCUUAUACAGGAUAAUUCGCGCCAGAGGAAAAAAGUGUGAAGGAAUGUCCAAGGAUCUCUUUAAUGGAGUAGCAAAGUGAUAAAACAGAAAACAUGGUUUACGAGAAAAAAGAAAAAAAGAAAGUGAAAUGUGCAAUAAACUAGACAGGCUGUGUAAAUUAAAUGUAAAUUAUUCCUAAUGAGAACAAAAAAAGUAGCAUUUGAUCAUUAAAUUUUCUUCUGGACAAGAAAGGGGUAGUACAAUUCUCACUCUCCUCUCGCUAUCUGAUUGUGUGUGCAAUUUUGGUGUUAAAUUUUCGGCACGACACGCGCGUCCGGUAGUACCACACUGGUUUGUGUGUGUAUGUGUUCUAUGGUGCUCCAUGUUGCGUUGGUAUUUGUGCACAGAAAAGGAACCGCUGCUUACCCACCCACUUUCUUGUGACCACUCUUCGGUGAGAAAAAGCAGAGUUUUCGUUGCAACAGUGCUCUUACGGGCCAGUGUAGGGAGGUGGAAAAGAAUGUCAGUGGUAUCCGAUUCCGCUAUUCCGGUGGUGUAAUUUAUAUUUAAAUUGAAUAUUUUAUUGAUAUCCACAAAAGUGCGCGGAACAAGAAUAUUAUCGGCCGGUCAUAAAAUGAUUCCCCUUCAACCGCUCUGGUCGUUAAGUGAAACUACUAUUUGAGAGUGAAAAAACAGACGACAAGCCAACGGAACACAGACUGGAGUAUACACCCAUAAAACGAAAAGAUAAAUAAAUCAUAAAAAAGUGAGGAAGGGAGGAACACAUAACAUCACGACAGCGGAAAACGUCAAAUCGAAUAUCCAUCAAAGACCAUUUCUAACGAAAAAAGGGCAGAAACAAUGAUGGAUCCUACUAGAAAACUGCGUACGCGGAGUUGUUUGUUGACUGGGAUAAUGACAUUUCUGUUCCUGGUGGCGAUUCAGCAAGCGGCGGGUGAUCAGGACGAGGACAUUCCCCACAACGAGGUUCGCAACUGGGCGAUUCGUUUUGGAGUGGAUUUGUGGGAAUUUGGCCGACAAUUCACUAAAGUGAAUGAUAUUAGAAGUAAAUACAAGGAACGCGACGUGGAUGUGAGUCGCAAGGACGGCAUCCUGUUGCUACGUGAGCUGGCUGCCGAGGUGAAGAAUUUUAUGGAUUUUAAAAUGAAUGCUGUCAUGCGAAUAAUGGACUCGGCAGAGCAGGCAGCCCUUUCCGAAUCGGAUCCGGAAUCGGGUUCGUCCAAAUCCCAGGGAGGUGGAUUCUAUGAUGCGAGACGGAUAAACGAGUACCGAUCCGAUGGGAGACUAGCGGAGGGCUCCCGACAGAUGCUUCUGAGGCAUAUGAGGCGUUUCGAAGGCUAUCCGGUGAACAUAAGUCUGAGUUCUGUACUGAUGCCAAGUGGUAUGGAUCUCGAUGACUCGGAAUCGCAAGCCGCCAUCAAGUGGUCGUCACACUUGGAUCCAUUAUUUGCGAACAAUAUCGAACGGGAUUCCGCCCUGUCGUGGCAAUAUUUCGGUUCGAGUACGGGCUUUCUACGGCGAUUUCCCGGCACUGCCUGGCCUCCUGAAACAUCCUACGGUAGUAAGGAUAUCAAUGAUUUUCGCUCCGAAGAUUGGUUCAUCCAAGCGGCUUCCUCUCCAAAAGAUGUGAUCAUUCUUUUGGACUCCUCUGGUUCGAUGAGUGGCAAGGAGUAUCAGCUGGCGGUGGCCACCGCUUCUGCUAUUAUGGACACCCUUGGCGAUGACGAUUUCUUCAAUUUGAUUUCGUUCUCCGACCAGGCAAGAGUGAUUGUGCCUUGCUUCCAGGAUAAAAUGGUACGUGCAACACCGGACAAUGUGAAAGAGGUGAAAACAGCCAUCCAAUCGGUUGACUGUGAGAAUACGGCGAAUUUCUCCGCGGCAUUGGAGUCCGCAUUCGAAUUACUCCGACGGUACAACCAGAGCUCACAGGGCAGUCAGUGCAACCAAGCAAUCAUGCUGAUCACGGAUGGGCCAAGCGAUACCUUUGCGGAUAUUAUUAAACACUACAACCACCCGCAUAUGCCGGUUAGAAUUUUCACAUAUUUGAUUGGUACCGAUAAAAGCAGCGGGAAGAACCUGUAUCAGAUGGCCUGCGAUAACAAGGGAUUCUACGUUCAAAUCAACAGCGUGGAGGAGGCGAAGCGUAAGGUAGUCGAAUACGCAUUGGUUAUGGCCCGUCCAAUGGUGCUGUACCAGGCAGAUCACCCGGUUCACUGGAGCCCCGUUUUCACGGGAGGUCGCAGCGGCAUUUUGGGUCGAGAAAGUGAGAACAGGCGGAAGUUGGUAACGACUGUUUCUACCCCAGUGUUUGACCGACGGAAUCACUCUACGAGAGCUGCUAAUCUGCUGGGAGUGGUCGGUACCGACGUUCCCAUCGAAGAAAUCCAGAAAAUGAUUCCACAACACAAGCUGGGUGUGAAUGGGUAUUCGUUUGUCGUUGACAAUAAUGGUCGAGUGCUGUACCAUCCCGACCUGCGACCAUUGAGUGACAACGGGCAGUAUAGUGCAACACUGAAGCAUAAAUACAACUCGGUUGAUCUGACCGAGGUAGAGCUGCCCGAGGUUGAAAGUUCCAGCAAUGGGCUGAACGAACGGCACGAACAUAGAUAUACGAACAUACUUCAGGAGUUGCGCAAUGAAAUGGUUCUACAAAAAGAGGGCGAAAACGAAUUAACAGUGUUGACCCACAUGGAUAAUAUGAGGCGUAUAACUUUAAGGCCUUUGAAAUAUUUCUAUGGGCCAAUUGAGGGUACGCCAUUCUCGUUGGGAAUCGCUUUACCUGCCAACUAUGGCAUCCAUGAGCUGAACGCUCAGCAAGAGAUUCGGCAUUCUCACACCAAUGUUACCGCACACUUCCAGGGUAACAACUGGAAGGUCCACCCUGAUUGGGUGUACUGUGAGUACAACAGUCUGAAAGACGUUGAAAGCAAUGGCGAAAGUACGACGGAAACCACCUACCGGGACAAAGACGAAAACUUUGAUACUCCCGAGGAGCAAGUGCUCCACUUUUUGGCCCGCGUUGGCAGGCCUGGCUGGAAGUGGAUGUCGGUUCGUCCCCGAUCUCCCCAGCCACAUCAUGGACACGGUGGUAUUCCGGUUGGGCAUUAUGCCCAACAUCACUUCAACUCGCAGGGCUCUCGAAAAGCGGAGCCCUACUACUGCGAUCGUACUCUCGUUCAAAGCUUGGUUCGUGAUGCAAUCGUAACAGAUGGCCUAGAUCGCACGCCGACACAUCCGGCCAGGAAGGAGGACAGUAGCCCAAUCGCCACAUUGUUGGCACUGCUGCACAGGCAAGGAUUUUCGAUGUUCGAAGUGAAGACCACAUUCGUCGCUACACGCUCGGGGUUGCUGCGGUGGUUUGACCAUGUGCCUCAUCCUGAAAAUUCACCCGAACCCCAUUUCAGCGAGUCCAAUUCCAGGGCGAUGGACAUGAGUUGGUAUAAGCGAGCAGUGGACCAUCAUUCGAUUGAACCGGAUGGAUUUGUAUUUAGUGUCCCCUUCGAUUCUGGUUACUCUGAUAAAAACAGUUCCACGCUUGUGACGGCAACGCAUGCGGUGUUCAUAGACCAUCGCGGGCACAAGGCGCCCGCUGCUGUCGUUGGCUUACAGUUCCAGCAUGAAUCCUUGGCGAAGCAUUUUAUCAACAUCACAUCUGCAUGUACCGGUUCAACUUCCUGUAAGAAAACUUGCGCUUCCGACGAACUGGAUUGCUACCUCCUAGACGACAAUGGCUUCGUGAUUCUCUCCGAGCGGAAUGAGCACACCGGGAAGUUUUUCGGGCAAAUCGACGGCACCAUUAUGGACUCGCUCGUUCAGGACCGCAUCUAUCGAAGAAUAGCCCUAAUGGACUACCAGGGAAUCUGUUCGGAUCAGAACAAUCCAUACACGGCCGCUGGGGAACCCCUGAAACCGGUUAGACCAAUGUCCUGGCUGAUGAAAUACAUCGUCACUUUCGCCACAUAUUGGUUGUCGAUUUUGCCGACACCAACAUUCGCGUGGCACCAGAGCAAUAGCUACUACGACAACGAGAACGAUUUUGAAGAAGAUGCAUACGAGUACGAGAGUAACUACGAAAUGCCUCCGGAGCAUAACUCACAUGAUUCUACCACUCCGGAUUAUGAACUGCAUUCUACACCGGUGCCACACAGGUCGCACGCCACGUAUGGACCUCGUGUUGCGCCGGAUCCGGCCCACGCAAGACCGUGCGAUCUGAAGACGGAUCUCUAUAUUUUACAGCCGGACCGAUUGAAUUCUAGUGGGCAAAACAAUCCGCUGAAGGGGAAGCUUACAAAUUGUCAUUCUUCUGGAUGCGAGCGACCGUUCAGUGUGCAGAAGAUACCCCACAGUAAUCUGAUUCUGCUCGUAGUGGAUGUACUGUGUCCGUGUGGCUCGAAACAGCUAGAUAUAGAACCACAAGAGGUUCCUGGAGGUGCAGGAGCGUGCGGUCCCCGCCGUAUGGCCAAGGAGAAGAUGUUAAGGAAGCGACCGUCACGCUGUAUCAGCUACCACCCCGAGGAAAUCGAAAUCAAACAGUGCGGCAAAGCCACCACUCUGUUUCGGGCAUCGUUCUUCUCCACGAUAGCGACGUUUGUGCUGAUAUGGGUCUUGAACAUCGCGUGAUGAAGCUCUUUCGAAGGAAUGGCUGACACCUAAGCUGCAACUACCAAACCAAACCAAACUAACUAACUAACUAAUGACUAAUCAACAAGUGAUGCCAGCAUAAUCAUGAGAGAAAAAAACCAAAUCACACGACACACGUAUUAGGUAUGAUGUUACUCAACGGUGUGUUUACGGGAUGCAUUUUUACACGAACCAUAUUUUAGACCUCGUAAAAUUUGUCACUGAAUGAGGAUUAUUUGUGAUUGUUUUUUUGUUUCCUAUUGAGAUAAAAUUUGGGCCAAAAAUUAUGGUAAAAAAAGAACAUUUGGGUACUAUAAGUCAUAAGAUGAGAUGUUAUAGAUGUAUACACCUAAACUAGUGGACGAAUUGGACAGAAAAUAACGUAACGUACAGACUAGAGACGACGAAAAGUUAACGUAACAUCAUCACCAUCGGUGCUGCAGCGGUGUUACGUUUGAGAUGUUCGUGGCAAUACAUUUUGAUUAUUUUCAGACUUGUACGAUUGAAGUGUGACAUUGGUGCCAGGUGUCCAACCGUUAAGGUAAGAAUACUAUUAUUCAAACAAUUGGUUAAAACCCAAAUUGGCCAAACGAAGUCGCGCAAUAAUGGCUCGUAAGCAGUUGUCCAGUGUGCAUUUUCGGGACAGUGUAGCGCGGAAGGAAAACCAACUUAAGUAAUGGACAAUACGAAGUUUAAAACUAGAGCAAACAAGAAGAUAAAUCAAAUUUGAAUUUUAAGCAACCUGAGCAUGAGAGGAAAAAUCAACUAUCUGUGGUACGUUUUUCGAUUUAUUGAUCAUACUGGAGAGGGAGAAAGCAAGAAAUUAAUUCUACCCAUGAACAACAACAAGUAAAAAAAUAACAACAAAAAUAGCGAUGAAAAUCUUUAAACUACGAGACAGGGGGAUGACGGGACGAUAUCGAAACUAUGACACAUAGAAGGAGCGCAUAAUUUUAGAAAUAUAGUUAUUGAUGAGACUAUAGCGUUAGACAAGGAGAGAAAGAGUAACACUAUAGCGUAAUUAUGUUAGUAGUUAAAAUUUGAACGAUGAGAAAUUUAGCAAAAAUUAGUUGUUUUUUCUCUGUUGAUCGAUUCACAGAAAUCGUGUUUGACUCAGAAUACUCUAUGCAGAAAAAUGUCUAAAUUUUCGUUCCGUUUGAUAGCAUACAUUUAUUGGUAAACCUGAACCCGAAAAUGAGCGAGCUUAAUUUAGAAACGGUUUCGUUGGGAUUUCUAUAGUUGGAACUGAAACAACACUUUGACGACAACGUGAUGGUCUAAAAUUUGUGCUCUUCUUUGUUGUUGAUCUCAAGAUUGUUUCGGAAACAAUUUAGGUAGCUGUUGCUACUUUUUAGAACCACAAUCUAAGCUUCAUCUGAUGAUUAACUGUAUCUCAAACUGUUGAAUGUUGAACGUCAGCUGUUGUUUUGUAUUGUAAGAAUUGACUGAGAUCUUCGAUUGUAAUGUUUUUUGUAUAUAUGUGUAGUCAAGAUAGGCAAUUAUUUGAUUUAGUUGUUGUAUAUUAGUGUAAUGUUCAUGCCAGUAGAUCAAUCCUUACGUUAGUAAUUUAUCUGAUCGGUUGAAUUGAGUGGAUAUUUUUGUGCCGAUAGAAUUAUGACGGCGACUCUUGUUUGUCAGUUGUCUGGUUUGUUGAAUCGUUAGAGUCGAAAUAUGCAAAGAAUGUUCGAAAAGCGCCUUGCUUCAGAUAAUCUCAGAUUUUUGGGGAAAUUGCUUAACUUGUACGAUUUUUUACUACUCGUUGUGUUUAUAACGCGGAACGGUCAAAAAGUUUGUCACAGACAAUUUGCUCUCCAUUCUAUAUAUUAUAUAUGUCCGUCCGAAUAGCUCAGCGGGUGAUCCCUCAUUCCGAUUAAUAUUCUUCUGGCAGAGUUAUAUAAACAAAUUCGUCUUGCAUCGAAUCUAGCCAUUUUUUCAUGUGUGAGCAUGUUAAACUCACGCAUGAAUCUAGUUGUAGGUUCGUGCUGGGUAUAAUUUCUGGAUCUCAGGGGUGGAUCAAAGACCCUCCGGCGACUGGUGUUAAAAUUUAUCCGUUCGUAGGGACACGGACUUCUUAAUCGUCCGCACAGUAGUUUACAGAAGAGUGUUGUGAUAUCCGCGUUUCUGUGUCUGGUUCCGACAGGUCCCAGGUCUACCAAACAGCAGAGAUCUUCGUAUGCUGGUGUAUGAGAUGUUCUCCAUCCUAAAUUCCUCAGCGCAAACGUCAGGAACUUUUUCUGUACGUUUUUUAACUUUUGGAUAUACAGAUCAUAUUUCGGUCACACUCAUCAAACUCGCAAUGUCGAGUUUGGACCGUACAAGACUGGUAUAAAUCCUACAGCGUUUCCUUGACUAUUCGUUCUAGGUGGAAGCUAAACGUGAGGUAUUGAUUCAUCGUCACGCCUAAGUCUCGAACAUUCUCUAAUCGUUGUAGAUCCGUACCUCCCAGCCUAUAGUUGAAAGUUAUCGGCUGAACUCUCCUGAUAUAAUAAAUAACGGAGCAUAUGCUGGGGUUUAAACUCAGUCCGUCUCUCUCAACGAAUCUACCGAAAUUGACCAAAUCUAGCUAAAGCUAAAGCAAAUCUUGCUUGCAAACGUCGAUAUGUUUCAGGGCAGAAAAAUCAUCGUCCACGUAUGUCAACACUAUUGUGUUAAUCGAGCAUGAUGGUAAUUUAUUCAUGAACAUGACAAAUAGAAUAGGCCCCAAAUGACUACCUUGCGGAACUCCUGAAUUAACACCAAAGGAUUGGGAUACCAUCUGGUCGGAGUUAAUAAUCAGAACACCUGUCACAAUCCAAUAAUUAUGACCAAGCCAUUGUCAUUUUUUGAGAUAUCAACAAAGAAAACACUUUGUAUGUGAUUUACACUUCAAAAGACUAAAACACUCAAAUUAAUUUUUAUUACAUAUUUCUCGCACGAUUACGAAACAUUUUUGGCGGUUUCCGAGUCAUCGAACAUUAUGCUGAACUCACUUUCGUUUGUUCAAAUCAAGGCGCCUAGAAGUAUAUCCUAAGGUAGGCCAACUUUCUAAAAUUACUCUUCAGCCAUCUUGUUUGUAAACAAAACACAAUACGCUAGUGCCGAAGCUCGCUCGUGAUCAGUCUGUCUCUUUCACGCUACAGGCAAAUAAUUCCCCUUCUGCUUUCUUCCGUGCUGUUUUCAUAUACCGCUCCCCUAACCAACUUGGUGACGAAACGGCCUCACCUUAGGAUAUACUUCUAGGUGGCUUGGUUCAAAUAUGAUCUGGCAGAAGUCAUUUCCCCCAGUGGCAUUCGUUUGUUGUCACAUGGUACGAAUAAUGACACAAACGAGAACAAGAAAACUCUGUUUCGGUUAGCACUACGUGACCCACAAUCAUGUGCACCAGAACGCUUUCGGGACGCAGUUCCGGUUAUAUCAUAAGCAUAACCCAUCCAUAGUUUUUGAAAUGUUUUUCUCUGAUAGUCAUGGUUUUCCAAGUGCCACUCGACCUUUUAAACCUUGUUUAUGAAGUUGAUUCUGCACUGUUUGAGGUGUCGCAUGAAUAGAAAACUCACUCUUUAUUUGUUUUAAAAUUUUAGAAGCUGAUAAACCUCGAUUUUGAUAAUUUUUUAAUACGAUAGCCCUGUCAACUCGAGAAGUUGUCUUAGAUGGACGUUCUGUUCGCGUUGCUGGUAUAAAAGAACCAUUUUUAUUAAACUUUUGCACUAUCUUAGCAAUCGCAUCUUUGCUAGGUGGGACGAUAUCAGCAACCUACCGAAAAAAUCCUAAUUUUCAAACAAUGCUAAUUGUGCCGGAUAUGUGCUAAUUUAGAGCAGAAUUUUUACAUUCAUUAUAUUAUGUCGUAAUUAAUUAUAUUACUUCGUAUUAUAUUAUAUAUUUUUCGGUUUCAUAAUAGUGGUGGAUCACACCAUUGAGGAAGAUGGCGGUUCUUUCGGCUGAAAAAGGCUUGGAGGAUGAUAGCUCAGAUUGUUGGAUUUUACUUGCGUGGAAAAUUAAAACACUUUGGAGAACUUCUAAACACUAACAGGAUUUAUUAAUGGCGACGUGACACGUUAAAAGGUUGGAAUUGGAAUGAAUAUAAUAUUGGAGGCAACGGUUUGUAUGCACUUCGUUGGUAUUCGUUUAUGCUGUACAUCGGGUUUUGCUGCUGAUUGUAUGUGUGUUAUGCACCACACACUGCAUUUCGCGAGAAAGGGAGAGGCUUGGAUGGGAAAAAGAAUAGGGAUGGACUUUGCAAUAUGGUAAUGGGGAUACUUGCUCCUUCUUCGCGCUGUCAGUCGCGAACAAAUUGUAUCACAGUGACUACAGAAACGUUCUUAUUGUGUAAGAAUGUGAGGAAAAAACUUGGACCUGAAUUAACCUAAUGUUUUUGAUCCAUACAACGAAAAUGGAACCUUUUCCUAUUUUCUAACUGACGUUUAAGUUGAAAUAGGAGGUGAUGUUUAACUAUCUGUAUCUUUUAUACUUUUAAUAAACGGAGAAAUUGGGUUUAUCAAAAAAUAACCGGUCAGCUAUCCAGAAAAUUCACAGCAAGAAUCGUCAAUCGUCAUAAUUGAAGAGAAAAAUUCAGAAAAAAUGUUGGGAGAUUGAAGUAAUUGCACGUCACUACAAAUAAUCUGGCGAUAACAAACACACUCUGAAACACAUACGUGAAUACCAAGAUACAAAGUAUGAUUAGCAAUAAAACGGUAACUUAAUGGUUAUGGGAGCGACUCAGUCGAAUUUGUAAAUUGGACAUAGUAUCAAGCGAAAAAGCAGAGGAACAUAGAGAAAAAUACCCAGUAAUUAACUCUACAAAGUAUAAAUUGGUGUGUCUAUUGACUUGUUUGGGCUGUAAUUUUUGCUAGGUAAGAGAGGAUGUGUGUGUCACUCCAUGCGGAGCGUUGAGCUAACGAUAAGAAAUUGGAUGAAUGAACUAUUUUCAACUUAUAUAAAUACUUUUUUCGUGGCUGUCGCAUGCAUAUGAAUUGCUAUAUAUUACUCAUGUUUUUAUUUUAUCUGUCUGUAUUAUAUUUAUGACAAAGAAAAAAAAAUACGAGAACAUUUUUAUAUAACGUCUUCCAUAUAGUAUUAAUGAAAUGAAAAUUGAUUUCUUUCAAUUGAUUGCGAACACGAGUCGUAAGAGAAAUGUUUCUUGAUUUGAAAAAAUAUAUAUAGAAUCUAUGAACGCUAGUUAGAAAGUAAGUUGAAGAGAACAAAGGAAGGAAUAAUCCGAGAUAAAGAAACAGUUGAAUCUAUGCCAAGACAUGCAGUUCUCUUGGAGAAAAAAAAUAUGAAAACGAAUGCGAAAUAUGUCACACGAAGGAAAACCAAGCUGUAAUGAAAAUGUCCUCUCAAUCUGGCCGCAGUUACUUUCAUAUCAUGUAAAAAUGCUUUAGUUCUUGUUAGAGGUAAAGUACUGCCGGCCGGAUAAAAAAAAUAUCCUGAAAUCUGUUUUGGAUCAUAUUUUUAUUCCAAAAUUUAGCAACACUAAAAUCGUGGAGAAAAUCUUUAACAAAAAUAUAAAUAUGUUAUAUAUCAGUAAAAUAUUAUAUCAAAAUGAAAUAAGAAAAAAAAUCCUUAGAUAGUUCGAUAUCAUAAUUGCAUUUAAUGAAGGAAGAGAAAAAUCCUGCAUCCAGAAACAAAAAUAUCAAAUUACUGAAUCGAAGGUACGUGUACAUAUUGAAUCGAGACUAACAAAAACCAUCACAAAUUCCAGCAAAAAUUAUUAUACGAAUUCAUGUCAUUUUCACUCCGCAUAAACCAGAAGGCAAGUAACAUUUGAAGCUAUUGUAAAUGACCGGGCGGUGUAAUUAAACGUUCCUCAUUAUUCCAUUAUCUUAGCUGGCAUUCGUUUUUUCAAAUAGAAACAUGUUUUUAUAGGAAAUUGCAAUUUUAUGACAUGACGGUAGUUAAAUCAUACUCAUACAACCUGUUUAUAGUGAGGAUAAACAAAUUUGAAAAUCUAUAAACAAGAUGAAAAACGAACGAUGCGUCAGUGGCGUUGAGAUCUCAUUGAAAAACUGACCUUGCUUAACGUGUUCUCAUUCUUUGUUUUUGUUUUUUUUCUACAUUGAAACAAAA